Xyrauchen texanus (razorback sucker) is the source of this 2250-nucleotide messenger RNA. RefSeq names its product macrophage mannose receptor 1-like. NCBI's taxonomy places the organism in Eukaryota, Metazoa, Chordata, Actinopteri, Cypriniformes, Catostomidae. The transcript has 5 exons. The coding region runs from base 632 to 1753 and encodes 373 amino acids. The record is from RefSeq and is a predicted model, not a curated record.
UGAAUCGUGACAAUGGGGACAUAAAUUAAGUUAAUCUACCGCAUUUAAAAGCUAAAAUUACCAACGGGUUACAACACACUACUAUUGAUCCAUAACAUUGCCACAACGUCACAAUGACAGACUGGCAGCGUCACAAUUUUACAUGUUAAUCCUAACCCUCACACAAGCACACUUUACAUGUUCAUAAAGACAUUAUUUUAUACAUGUGAAGUGUUUUCCCCAUGAGGACUGUCCACACAAACUGUAGGUGAUGUGGGGAAACUUUAGGAGGAAAUACACAAAUUAGGGACUUUUGCAUUGUUAUUAUAUCCCUGUUUGAUCCUGUGGUUACCUGAUGACUAACUGCUGAUGUUUUGAAUUUUGUUCUUUGUAAAAACACAAUAAACACAUUCACAAUCAUUAUAUCAUAUUCAAAUCAAGCAACCUGAGAUUCGGCUUUAACAUAAUGAACUCACACAUACACGUGCCUGCAGGUCAUCAUCAGAGGAAAGAGUCAUUUGUUUAGAGGAAGAAACACAAUAAAGUCACACGCACACUUGAUUGAAGAACAGAUCCAGAAUGAAACAGACACGACUAGAGUAAGAGAAACUCUCCUGAUCUUUAUUAAAGCACACCUGUUCUUUACUCAGAAAUGGAGGGAAAUACAUCGAUCGCUCUUCUUCUCUCAGCUGUUUUCAGUGAAUGUGUUUCACGUCAGUAUCACUUUGUGAAUCAGAACUUGAGCUGGUCUGAAGCUCAGAGAUACUGCAGAGAGAAUUACACAGAUCUGGUCACCAUCAACAACAAGAACGACAUUGAAGAGCUGCUGAAGAGUGUGAAUGAUGAUCAGGUUCAGUUUGUCUGGAUCGGACUGCACAAGACAAACAUUAAGACGUGGAAGUGGUCUCUGGGUGACCCAGCGUUCUACACAGGAAGUGAUUCGCAGUAUCGUAACUGGGCAAAGGGACAACCAAAUGAAGAUGAAGACUGUAGUAAUAUGAAUACUGGAGGAUGGUGUGAUUAUAAUUGUACUCACAGCACACAACUCACAGGGUUCAUAUGUUACAAUGACAGCAGUAAAGGAUACAUCCCUGUUCAUCAGUCAGUGAUUUGGAGAAACGCUCAGAGUUUCUGUAGAGAUCAUCACACAGAUCUGGUCAGUGUGAGGAACCUGACUGAGAAUACACAGAUUGAGAAGAUCAGGACUGACGGAGGGAUGUCUGGAGUCUGGAUCGGUCUGUUCAGAGACUCAUGGGAAUGGUCCGAUGAGAGUGAAUCUUCAUUCAGAAACUGGAGAACAAGUGUUCCUGAUAAUGAAACCUGUUCAGUGCUUUGGGUCAAGACAGAACGUGGACGAUGGGAUGACAGGAACUGUGAUAUAAAGACUCCGUUUGUUUGUCAUGAAGAUGAACUGGUUUUGAUUAGAUUGAAUGUGAGUUGGAAUGAAGCUCUGAGAUACUGCAGAGAGAAUCAUGUGGAUCUGGUGUCGGUUCACUCAGAGCAGAUUCAGCAUCAGGUGACGGAAGUGGUUAAAGACGCCUCGACUGCAGCGGUGUGGAUGGGUCUCCGACACUCCUGCACUCUGGGCCUGUGGUUCUGGGUAAAUGGAGAGACCUUGUGUUAUCAGAACUGGGCUGCAGGUCACGGGACAGGACAGGAAGAUUGCGGUGAUGGACCGAGAGUUGGAGCAGUUCAGUCUGGAGGAGAUCAGCGAUGGAUCAGUCUUCCUCAAACUCACAAACUCAACUUCAUCUGCACCAACUCUCAAGACUGAAUCAUCAUCAUCAUCAUCAUCAUCAUCAUCAUCAUCAUCAUCAUCUCACCUGUCGACUCUGGAGCCACAAAAUUUCACCAUGUUUGAUUUCCAUUUAAAACUAAUUUUUCAUGAAAAACUUUAUUCAUUUGUAAAUGUAUCCAUUUAUUUCUGUUAUAUUUCUUUGUUCUUGAAGUCCUGAGAUGAAUCGUGCGGUUCAGAUGAUGGAUACAAACAUUUGAACUGUAAUUCAUUUGGAUUUUACUAUUUUACUUUGGAGGUAAUAUUUAGUGCCAAAAUGUAAACGUGACUCUCUGUUUAAUAAUGUUUGACAGAACGUCAGUGAUUGUUUUCUUGUGUUGUUUUGCCCAAUUAUAUACUUUAAAAUGUCUGUCGGUGACUUUAUUCAUAUUCCUUUAGAAAUGAGGCUUUAGUUGACUGUGACCCUCUUUAAAAUAAUGGGCUCAUAAACAGAUUCUCAUGUGCGUUUAAAUGUAUGUUCUUAAAAUCAAUAAAAA